Messenger RNA from Cuscuta epithymum, 5822 nucleotides. The record is from the annotation of a GenBank genome assembly. Lineage: Eukaryota; Viridiplantae; Streptophyta; Magnoliopsida; Solanales; Convolvulaceae.
GGAGAAGGAUCCAUAUCACCCUUUUCUAAUUUCCGAGCGCUUUUUGGAGGCUCGUGCUGCUUUCAAUCGUACCGGAAUGACAAGUUUGCCUUCAAAUCAAAACCCUGUUGAAAUGGAUGCGUGUUCUGUUAUUCCCAUCUCUGGACCGCCUGCUUCAGUUGCUUCAGAAAAUGGUGCUGUCUCGAACCCACAACCAAUUCCAACUGGAAACGUUCCCUCUGCUACUGUUAAAAUUGUGAAAGUCUUAACCGUCAAUUUGUUUGCGUACUUUGAAAAGAUGGUUUGCGCCCUAUAAUCUCAUACUCCCUAUGAUAAAAAUGAUAUACCCUAACAUAUAUUUUCAGGAGCCUGAAACUGCAACCUCCAUGCCAGAGCCCACAUCUCCACAUGUUUCAUCAAUUCCUCGUGCUGCCCUUAAAUAUGUCAAAGUCUGAGAGGGAAACUUAUCUGAUCAACGACAAGGACAACCUGAUUUCAUCACCAGACUAGAGGGGUAUAGGAGUGCGUCAGCAUCUGAAACGGUUGCUGCAAAUUGGCCUGAAACCAUGCAAGUAGUACGACUUGUUUCCCAGGACCAUAUGAGCGAUAAGUAACCCCUUUCAUAUUUCAACUAUUGCAUUUUCUUAAACCAUUUGUGAAUAUGUUGUAUCACAUUAUACCUUGAUUAGUCUCACCAUUAAUUUUUAUUUUAUUUUUUAUGAUAGGCAAUAUGUUGGUAAAGCAGAUUUUUUAGUUUUUCGAGCCAUGAACGAGCAUGGUUUUCUUUAUCAAUUACAAAAACAGAAGCUUAUAAGUAUUUUACUGAGGCUUGCUUGUAUAAGAUCAAUCAAGAAAUGAAAAGCUUAUUUUAAAUAUCAUAAAAUAUAUGAAAUCAGUAUAUAGUACUCUCUACGUCCCAUUAGACUUUACCAACUUUGUUUUUUUGGUUCUCCCAAAAACCUUGUCAAUUCCCCAUUAAAGUAACUGAUUUCUGGUUUUGUUCAUUUUUUCUUAAUUUUACACUAAAUUCAUUUUUUUUAUUUGACACUAAAAGUUUUAUAUCUCUAAUAUCAACUAGUUGGCAUUAAGGUGCUAAUAACGAUGUGUUAUUUUAUUGAAUGGCCCUUGUGCAAGUGUUUUUCCAUCAUUUCCAAUGGAAACAAAGACUCACUAGUUUUUGGCUUGGGAAUAUGAUGGAGUAAAGCAAAAUGAUUAACUAAGCUGAUUGCACUUGCACAAUACAAGCAAUUUUCAACGCGAUUUUCAUCAUGGGUCAUUCGGAAACAGCCUCUCUAUGCUAUUAGUAUAAGGGUAAGGCUGCGUACGUCCGACCCCACCUACCCCACCGUAGGUGGGAGCCCUAGUGGCACUGGAGUAAUGUUGUUGUUGUUGUGGCUCUUGUGCAAGUGUUAUUCAUCAAUUGAUAUGGUCUGAAAAGAUACGCGAUUUGUUUCUAGUGUGCAGUCAUUCAAUUUCCCUCACAGACACUAUUGCUCUCUGUUUCUGACAAAGCUUGCCGCUUGAUCGGGAUGCUUUUUCCAGGGGAAAGAUUUCUCUUUGAAACUUAAUGGUAUGGCCUGGGUGAUGGAAAAUGUUAGGUAAAAGAUAGAAAAUGCCAAUGAAAGUUAAUUUUUUACUGUUUGGCUUUGCUUUGGACCAUACUCUACAAAGGAAAAUAGAUAUUCCUUCCAUUCCUAAAAGGUUUUUCAUUUUAGUAUUUAUUUGGUCACCAUAAUUCAUUUUUAUCUCAUUAUGUAUCAUAUUUUUAUAACGUUUAUAUUACAUUCUAAUUGUAUAUUAUGGUUGAAUAUAUUCCAUAAUGGAACAUCGAUUAAGCCUAGGGGCUUAGCUGGGGGCCUAGGCCCUGCCCCACCCCAAAUUUAAAAAAGUCUGUAUUUAGUGUAAAAAAUUCCGUGUAUUUUUUUCCUCAAAAAUAUUCCUUGUACCGGUCCAGUGUCCUGUCUCCGCCCCUGAUUUAGCCUAUAUCAUCUUUUCCAUUCUUUUUUUUUCGGGUCAUGUUUGUAUUACUUUGCUAGCUCUGUAUUUCUUACAUCAAGUAUAAAUCAUUGUCUUCAUAUCCAUCCAUAACUCCCAACUAUUGCCUCUUAAACUUCUGAAAAAUAUGAAUUUUGAUUAAUAUGCUAGUUACAUUACAUAAAGCUAAUGGGUAACUAAAGGGUUUCCGAGUCCAAUCCCCCUCCAAGUUCGUUUUUUAAAACAUUUUAUGUAAAGUCAAAAUCUGGUUUACAGCUAUUUAUGGAAGUCAUAACUAUAUUGAGAGAAGGAAUCUUUGGCAGUUCUUGGAAAGUUGGGCUGACAUUAAUAAAGAUCCAUGGUUUGUGGGGGGAGAUUUUAAUGUUAUUGCUAAUCAGGGGGAACAUAAGGGUCAUUCUACACCUAUGCUGGAAAGCAUGACUGAAUUCAAGGAUUGUUUGGCCAAUUGUGAUCUGGUGGACUUACCAUUUCAUGGUUCUUCUUUUACAUGGACUGGAGUGAGGGCUAAUGGCAGGAUUUGGAGAAGGUUGGAUAGAAUUUUGUUUAAUUCUUCCUUUUUGGGAAUCUAUGAUAAUAUUCAGAUUCAGCAUCUUAAUAAAUCUUCCUCCGAUCAUUUUCCAAUCCUGCUACAGUGCAAAAAUCAAUUAGUGACUGGACCAAAACCUUUUAAAUUUCAGAACAUGUGGAUAUCUCAAUCCAGUUUUUUGAAGGUUGUUAGUGAUGCAUGGAAGACUUUCCCUAGCUUUGUAGGUAUGAGGGGACUUCACAACAAACUACAGUCUCUCAAGCAGAUUCUUAAAUCCUGGAAUAAAAACACCUUUGGUGAUUUAUUUCACGAUAUUAAGAAAUUAGAGAAGGAUGUUGCUAAAGCUGAGAUUUUAUUUGAGUCUAAUCCUUCUGAGGAGAACAAAGAUAAUCGGUACUUUAAACAAGGCUCUUUUACUUAAUAAACAUAAGCAGGAGUCUCAAUUUUGGAAACAAAGAGCUAGACUCAAAUGGUUAAAGGAUGGGGAUUCCAAUACUAGCUUUUAGCAUGCAUAUGUGAAUGUCAAAAGAAGGAUGCAGGCUUUAACCGUGAUUAAAGAUUCUUCUGGGAAUCUAUGUACUGAACCAGAUGACAUUGCCAAUGCAGCUGACCACUUCUUUUAGGGCAUUUUCACUGAAGAGGAGGUACAUGAUGUGGAUUCCAUGCUGCAUUACAUUCCCAAAUUAGUAGACAAUAAUGAUAACAAAAUGUUGAUGGAGUUACCUGAUUCAGAAGAAAUUAAGGCAGCAGUCUGGGGCCUAGAUAAAGAUAGUGCAGCUGGUUCUGAUGGAUACAAUGGUGUUUUUUUCAGACAUUGUUGGCCUAUUGUAGGGGGUGAUGUGGUGUUGGCGGUGCAGGAUUUCUUCCAAGGUAAUCAGAUUCCAAAAGCAAUGGGCAGUUCUCUUAUAGUUCUCAUUCCAAAAAACGAUAGUGUCAACCUUUUUUUAUUUCAGGCCUAUUGGUCUCUCCAAAUUUAUUAGCAAGGUUUGUACUAAAAUCUUGGCCACCGGGCUUAUGAAUAUUCUUCCUAAGUUAAUAUCUGUUGAACAGGCAGGAUUUAUGAAAGGGAGAGAUAUUUCAGACCAUAUUUUAGUUGCUCAAGAAAUGAUUAAUUCUCUUGAUAGGAAAGUCAGGGGAACUAAUCUUAUUGUGAAGUUGGACAUGGCAAAAGCUUUUGACAGGAUUUCUUGGUUCUUACAAGCUGUCCUUUCAAAAUUUGGUUGUUCACAUAUUUUUGUUACUUUGGUGAUGAAUCAUCUUAAAUCUACUCACUUUUCGGUACUUAUUAAUGGAUCACCAAAAGGAUACUUUCAACCUCAGCGAGGGGUGAAACAAGGGGAUCCCCUUUCCCCUUAUCUAUUCAUUCUUGCUACUGAAGUUUUAUCUAGAGGAUUGAAGUGUUUGGUAUCUUCUAAUCAAAUUAAACCCUUUUGGAUUGGCCCAGAAGGGCACCCGGUUACUCAUUUGUGUUAUGUUGAUGACAUUUUAAUCUUUCUGAAUGGGGAAGCUAGAUCUAUUCAAAAUUUUAAUAAGUUCCUGGGUCAAUAUCAAAGGGCUUCUGGUCAGGCUAUCAACUUUGAAAAAAGUAAUUUUGGUUGUGGAAAAACUUCUCUUGCAAGAAUCAGGAAAAUGGAGAGGCUCCUGGGUAUGACUAAGAUAAACCUACCCAUGAAAUAUCUUGGCUCAAACCUGCACAAAGGCAUCAAUAGAAAGAAUUACUGUCAUGGAAUACUUCAAUCCUUUGAUAAAAAAUUGACAACUUGGAAGCAGAAACAUCUUAAUUUUGGGGGAAGAAUGGUGCUAAUUAAGCAUGUUCUUAAUACUAUUCCUCUCCAUUUAUUAGCAGUUGAUACUCUCCCCAAGGCUAUUUGCAGAAGCUUGGAAAAAAGAAUGGCUCAUUUCCUAUGGGGUUCUAAUGCUACUAAGAGGAAAUACCAUUGGAUAAGGUGGAAGGAUUUAUGUCUACCCUAUGAGGAGGGGGGUCUAGGUUUCAGAUCAUUAGUGGAUAUUGAGAAGGCUUUUUCAUUAAAACUAUGGUGGAAAUGGAGAAAUAAUAAUUCUGGGUGGGCUCAGUUUUGUCAGGCUAGAUAUCCUAGGGGGUUAAAUAUGACUCCUAAAGCCACAGACUCAGUCAUUUGGAAGAGAAUUUGUAAGAUACAUGAUGUGGGGCAAGCAUUAUGCAUACAAGACGAGGCAGGGGAGUAUAUUUGGUCAUCUGAAACCAAUGGCAGAUUUAGCUUGUCCUCGGCUUUCCAUGAAAUCAGAAGAACUAGGAAUAUUGCUUUUUCCUUCAAGCAUACCUGGAAUACUCAUCAACAAAGCCAGAUUCAGGUUUUUUUAUGGAAGCUAUUACACAAAAUUCUACCUUUUCCUGAUAAUCUGCAAAGGUUUAAUACGAUAAUCUUCCCAACUAUGUGUCCUUUUUGCAAGAAGGAAUCUGAAUUUAUGGAACAUGUUUUACUCACAUGUUCUUUUAGUUGGUUCAUUUGAAAAUAUUUCAUUGGCAUUUUUGAGAUCCCACUGCCUUCAAAUACCAUUUCAUUGAGACAAAUGCUUUUAGCUUGGUGGAUGGAGGCGGGUUCUAAAUCUCUUUUUGAUUUUGUUAAACAUAAUAUGGCUGGGAUUAUAUGUUGGCAUAUCUGGAAAGCCUACUGCCAGAUCAAAUGGGGGGAUGGUAAUGACCCCAACAAGUUACUGAUUAUCAAACAAAUCAAGGCUUACUCGCAGAUUUGGGCUGAGGCAAAAUUGUCUAAGCUCAGAUUAGGAAAGCCUAGUCAAAUGCUAGUUGAAGAAGAACUUUUGCCCAAUUCGUUUAAAUAUAUGAAGCCGAGGAUACAAGUUAUGAAAUGGAGUUUACCUUCACUUGCUUUCAAAUUAAGUGUGGAUGCAUCCUUCAACUCUACUUGGGCGGCUGGUGGAGCUGUGUUUCGAUUCAGAUUGGGCGAAUUUGUGGUCGGUUUGCAUUUUACUCUCUCUGCUAACUCAGCUAUGGAGGCGGAGCUUUUAGCGGUAUACACUGCAGUUUCUUGGCUGGUGAAUAAGGGUUAUCAGGGUUUCGAGGUGGAAAUGGAUUCUCAGACGGUCUUCGGUGCUAUUCGGGACAGUAAUUCUGGAGGACGAUGGAGGAGGAAGCUCGAUGACCUGAGAAGCUGGAUGGUUGAGCAAAUUUAUUUGGUUUGUUCGAUUUUCUUUUUCUUGUAUUUUUCAGAGGAAUGCCUCUGAAGGGAGGUUUUGGUUUGGUCCCCCUCUCCUGUGUACUCCCAUCUAUAUUAAUAAAAUAAUGGCGGCAUUUGCCCCACUGAUUUUGGUGGUUUACCUUCCG